CCUAUUGACACAUUCGCCGUGACACAUUUCGUAGGGUAAAUAAAUUGUGUAAAUCACAUGUUCGGCUAACGAAAUCCCAACCAAAUUCUCAAUGAAACCCUGGGCCUAAAGGAGUGGCGACCCAAGGGAAUUCGAUCAAAUAUGAAGGCCAUCAGACGUGGGGCAUCCACCGAAUGCACACAGAAUGCCCACUCCCCGGCCUCGGUGAUUCGGUCACUGAGAAAACUCACGCCCACGGCAUUCAAGAUUCUCCGCCAGGCCAUCGCCAGGGUUGAGGACUUGGGCACCAUGGGCCAGAAGAUCCGCCUGAACGAUCGGGAACUGGAGGCCAACAAGGUGAUCAUGGCCGUCAAGAAGAAGGAGAUAGUCAAGGGCUUACUGGACCCGAGCAAAUUUACGCCGGGCCAGCACAUCUUCAAGACCCUGACAGAGGUCCGCAAGUCGCCGAUCUUCAAUCUGAUCAAGAAAAUGCCCAAGGGCGGGGUGCUCCAUGCCCACGAUACGGCGCUCUGCAGCACCGAAUAUCUAAUAAGUCUGACCUAUCGCGAGAAUCUCUGGAUCUGUACCGCGGAUGAGGGCUGCAAGGCGAUUGCUUUUCGAUUUUCCAAGGGGAAACCCACUCAGAAACCCCUGGAAAAAUGCAGCUGGGAGCCAAUGGCGGAGUUUCGGGAACGGCGCGGUGAAGAUAAUGUGACUGUAUACCUCAGACGAAGAUUCAGCAUGUAUCCCUUCUCCAAGUUCGUCUCGAACAAUCAAGCCUGGGCACACUUCAUGGGCAUCUUUAUUCUGCUGGACGGUCUGCUUUGCCACGCCCCCAUUUGGGCUGAAUACUAUUACAACGCCCUCAAGGAAUUCUCCGAGGACGGGGUGCAAUAUCUAGAGCUUCGAUCCCUGCUUCCGCCGCUCUACUGCAUCGAUGGCGAUGUGCUGACCAUCCGGGACACGGUGGCCAUAUAUAAAUCGGAACUGGAGCGCUUCAAGGCCGACCAUCCGGACUUUAUUGACUCGAAGCUGAUAUAUGCCCCGCUGAGAGGAGUGGAGCCCAGUGUGGUCGAGCAGUAUGUAAAGACAGCUGUGGAACUAAAUAAAGAAUUUCCCACCUUCAUGGUUGGCUUUGAUCUGGUGGGUCAGGAGGAGCUGGGUCGACCGCUGAUAGAUUUUGUGGAGCCCCUGCUGAAAAUGCCCGAGCACAUUAAUUUCUACUUCCACGCGGGCGAGACGAACUGGUUUGGAUCGGCCAUCGAUGAGAACCUGGUGGAUGCCCUACUGAUGGGCACCAAGCGGAUCGGACACGGCUUCGCCCUCACCAAGCAUCCGAUGAUGUUGCGACUGGCCAGACUGCUGGAUGUCGCCAUCGAGGUGUGCCCCGUGUCGAACCAGGUGCUCCAGCUGGGCGUGGACUACCGCAACCAUCCGGCGGCUCUGCUGUUGGCCGCCAGUGUGCCCAUUGUGAUAUCCUCAGACGAUCCGUCCUUCUGGCGCUGCGCCCCGCUGUCCCACGACUUCUACUUCGCCUUCCUGGGCAUUGCCCCGAUGAAGGCGGACCUGAGGUUCCUCAAAAGCCUGGCCCUCAACUCCAUCCGGUACAGUGCCCUGGUGGGCGAGGAAAGGCAGGUGGGCUACGAAAAGUGGCAGAAAAAGUGGGACAAGUGGAUCGAGGAUGUGGUGGAGAAUAAGUGUGAUUGAAAGAAGCUCCCCUUUUUAAAUGAAUACAACGCGGUA
Messenger RNA from Drosophila takahashii, 1722 nucleotides. It is a transcript of the gene Adgf-B, whose product is annotated as Adenosine deaminase-related growth factor B. The record is from RefSeq and is a predicted model, not a curated record. Gene Ontology annotation, molecular function: adenosine deaminase activity. Gene Ontology annotation, biological process: inosine biosynthetic process; adenosine catabolic process. Lineage: Eukaryota; Metazoa; Arthropoda; Insecta; Diptera; Drosophilidae.